Sporisorium graminicola is the source of this 3441-nucleotide messenger RNA. RefSeq lists its product as uncharacterized. Gene Ontology annotation, molecular function: protein binding. Lineage: Eukaryota; Fungi; Basidiomycota; Ustilaginomycetes; Ustilaginales; Ustilaginaceae. The record is from RefSeq and is a predicted model, not a curated record. Gene Ontology annotation, cellular component: cytoplasm; exocyst. The transcript has a single exon. Bases 1 to 3441 code for a protein of 1146 amino acids. Gene Ontology annotation, biological process: exocytosis; Golgi to plasma membrane transport.
AUGGAGACCACCUGGGCCCCGCUCGUGCCUACCACCAAGGGCUCAGGAAGGAUCAGCACGUCCGCAGAUGCUGCAGCGCCUGCAUCAACGUCCAACCACGUUAAUGACGUCUCGCUUGAUCCGUUCUCAAUAGGGACUCUGCCGUCGACGGUGGUGCAACGCAUACUCAGCCAUGUCGCCGUGGCCGACUUGCCGAACUGUGCGCUAGCAGCUCGGCCGCUCGCUAGAUUUGUAGCAGAUGAACGACUGUGGGCGCAAAAGCUCGCUUGUCUUCAAUACAAGCAAGUGCCCGGAUGGCCUCUCCGUUACAAUCCGGACCUGUCCACCGUUCCAUCUGCACGUGCAGGCGCAGGCAAAGACGAUUCUCCUCCAAGUCGAAAGAACAGCCUCAGCUCGAAUGCAGGCAAACGUUCAGCUACACAACCGACAAGCAGCGGUCACGACCACUUCAGCAGCCACGACGAUGAUUUCGGCGACUUUGAAGCAGCGACGAUCACAAGCCCGGACGACGAGAGCUUCGGAGGCUUUGUAUCCUCAAAGCCGAGUCAGUCCGGCCAGAGCUUUUCUUCCGCUCCCGUCUUCUCGUAUCGAGCCGAAUCCAAGCUUCCCAUGCCGAGUACCGACACAGACUCAGCAUACCAGACCUUCAAGCGCAUCGCCGCCUCGCUCAAACCUUUUGUGCAGAGUCUUCUCUUCGAAACAUCGCCGACGACCUCUCUUAUCUUCACCGAUCCGAGCUUGGCGUCUCUGUCGUCCCAAGCAUACAUGAUCUGCAACGUCGCACGCUUCACCGGCCCACUUGUUCUCGGCUCCUUCGCCAGAGCCUCGUCAACAGCGCAAGACGAUGCCGCAGACGCCUUUGAUCAGGACCAGUGGAGGUUGCGCAUGUCGAUCCGGGAAGCUGCCGACUACCUUGAAGGGGUACUGCUCUCUGCAUUUGAGGGCGCUGAUGCACGAAGGACCGAUGCUUUGCGGGCAGGUCAGCGCGGCAUGGACGUCAGCAAAGCCGUCGAGCGCGCCGAGGCUGACAUGCACGAACACGCUACGUUGAUAUGGAACCUCGCUGCCUCAACUGCAGAGCCUUCGACACAGUCGGGCAUUGCUUUCGGCGGCUCAAUAGCAGCUGAAGCAGAAACAACCAACUACAUGGCCCUCCUGGACCACCCCGGCUCUGCCGCGGCUCUCAGCUUCCUCGAGAAGCAAGAUGCGCUCUUCAAGAGCACUACACACCGACCAGAGGCCAACUUCAUCUCGACGUCCACUCAGUCACGACCAGCGCUCGACUUCACCGCCAUGGAUGCCUUUAUGGUCGACACGCUGGCGAGCCUCGAGACCAACGGCUCGCUCGUCGCACGUGUCUUUCCUCCCGAGCAGCAGGUCCUGCUCGCCUUUGCCAGCCGCGUCGCCAACGAGGUGGUGGGCGAGUACAUCAACGCCGUGCUCGCCAAAGCGCGCUCCAUCGACUUGCAUAUCUACCUACAAGCUGCGGCGGCGACGUUCUCGCAGGCGCUCAAGAUCGCCGACACGCUAGCCAAGAUCAAGCCGCGUCAUCCGGACUUUGUGACGGCGGCACGGUGUCGCGGCAUUGUGCUGUCCAUGUUCGAGGCGCAUCUCGAAGAGUACCUGCAGGAAGAGCGCGAUUGGGUGCGCAAUGUGAUGAUGGAAAUGUGCAACGAGGGGGAGGGGGCAUCUGGGGCGGCGGGCAAUUCAAGUGCCGGCAGCCGUGUGAAGCAGGGCAAAACAAUGGACACGGCGUUCUUGGCCAGCAGCAAUCCGGCUCAGGUCAAGAAGAACGUGCUCAGCGGGUUUAAGGAUGUGUUACUCAUGCCGGUCACUGUGGUACCGCGCGCAGCGGGGGCGGUAGGCGGAGCGGUGAUCAGGACGGCAGGUACGGGGCUGAGCCAGCUCAACCCGCUCAAGUGGCAGCAGUCUGCAGCGGGAUCACGCAGCGCGAGUGGAUCCAACGUGGGGACACCGCAGCGAGCGAGUACGCCCGCUGAUCCGCAGGUCGCUGCGAACAACGGAUACGUCGAUUUCAGCAAGGAGGUGCUAGGGGGACCGGAUGGUCAUGUCAUUGGGGACGACGAGAGCGACGAAGAAAAGGAGUCCGAGAAGGGAGGCUUUAGCGGAUUAGCCGAUGCAAGCAUCGGGAACGAGUGGGAUGAGAAGAGCGGCGACGGUGUCAAUGGAAGCUCUUGGGCGGCCAAGUCGAGCGAUGACGUUGGUGGCGAGGCUGCAGAGUGGAACGGUAGCGGUUCCGGCCAAACGACCGAGCUCACAGUGUCAACGCGUCCUACAACAGCUACAAACAGACCGGAAUCCGCCGUGGAGCCGACGGCAGCUGAACCGGAUCGCAGCAGGUUUGCGCGGCUUCAACUGCUGCUAUCCCUUGACACGGCCUUGUCACUCAUCCAGGUCAACCGCGAAUCACUCAAGAGGAUGGAAGCGUUCAUGGUGUACCCUGCUUCGACGUCCAACGGCCGAAGGGUCAAGGAGGAGAUGGAAGAGGUGUGUCUCUCGCUCUUCCAGGUGUUGGGAGAGCAGCAUAUCGCGCCUGGAUUCAACAAGGCGACGUCCGAGAUCCAGCAGUGGAAUCCGCUUUCCGAAGCCGAGCCCGGCGAGAAGCAAGCUAGCGGAAAGGAACAACAAGAAGUGUUGCCUCUGGUGCAGUUCUUCGAGCUGACGCACAUUGCGGAUACCAUCUCGCAGCUGUGUUCGGUGUACUUUUCGCAGACGCUUGUGCCGGUGGUGAAGCUGGAUGUGGACGACUUCUUGAAUCCCGUGGUUAGGGCGAAGAAGGCGUUCGAGGGGAAUUUGGACGAGUUUGUAGCGGGUGGGUUGAGUGUUUCGGUCGACUUGCUCAUGAAGCGAGCCGAGUGGAUCUUGUUCUCACAGCGCGAUCCGCUCGAUUAUGCUGGCUCGGACAUUGCGUCGCUCGACACGUCGACGCGCGCGACACUGUCGACGAUCUCGCUGCUCAAGUUCCACUGCUCCCUCCUCGUCGGCGCUACUGACCGCGAAAUCCUGGACCUCUUCAACACCGAAGUCGCCCUGCGCCUCUUCCACAUGCUCACCAAACACCUCAAGUCGCUCACCAUCAACCAGACCGGCGGCUUCCAGCUCAUCUCGGACCUCAACCACUACAGCUCGUUCGUCUCGUCGCUCAAGAUCAAAGACCCCACCAUCCUCCCGCUCUACAAUAGCCUCAAGACGCUCGCCAACUACUACAUUGUCGACGGCAAGGAGCUCAUCGCCCUCCUCAAAACCAAAGAUGCAGCGGCGGGCUCGACGAGACAGGCGCAGAGGGAGGACGGCUUCGUGUUCGGGCAGGAGGAGCUGUACGAAUUCCUCAAGAGUCGGUCGGACUUCAGGCUGAUCGAGAAACAGGUGGACCACGAGAUCUUCGGCUUCAAGCUUGCCGAGGACUGUAUCGUCUGCUGA